Brugia malayi is the source of this 3021-nucleotide messenger RNA. Its product is annotated as Rho-GTPase-activating, putative. Gene Ontology annotation, molecular function: GTPase activator activity; protein binding. Gene Ontology annotation, cellular component: cytoplasm. Bases 1 to 3021 code for a protein of 1006 amino acids. The record is from RefSeq and is a predicted model, not a curated record. The transcript has 25 exons. Gene Ontology annotation, biological process: signal transduction. Lineage: Eukaryota; Metazoa; Nematoda; Chromadorea; Rhabditida; Onchocercidae.
AUGGUUCUGCGACCGUUAGAAUUUGCGGAUUGCCUUUCGGAUACUCCGUGGUUUCGCCAAAAUUUACGUGAGCAUGAAAGUGUUUUGGAAGAUGCUCAUAAAAAUAUCAAAAAUAUCGAAAUACAAUGCCGUGAACUUAUUCAUUGCACAAGAAAACUUUCUGUGGCUCAAAGAGCAUUUGCAAAAUCAUUGAAAGAAUUUAAAUUUGUCACAAUUGGUAGUACUCAGACAGAUGAUGAACGAAAAAUAGCUGAGUGUGUGAGCAAAUUUGGAGAUUUUAUAAGUCAGAUCGAGGAUCAUCGCGAAAAAAUCAUUGAAGAUUCGGAAAUUCAUUUUAUCGAACCAUUACGUAAAUUUCGAGUAGAAGGAAUUGGCAAGGUAUUACAUGAUGAUAAAAAAAGAUACGAAAAGGAAUCCAAUAAAUUUUAUGCAUCACUCGAAAAACAUUUGCAUUUAUCAACGGCACGGAAAAAUGAUUUCAAAGAAGCAGAUGCCCAACUGGAUAUGCAGCAGCGGAAUUUCUGUAGCUGUUCGCUGGACUAUGUAACAGCGAUACAAGCGGUUCAAGAAAGAAUGAAAUUUGAAUUUGUAGAGACGCUAUGCUCAUUCGUAUAUAGCUGGCUUACUUUUUAUCAUGUUGGUCACGUAACACAUGAGGAUUUCAAGCCAUUUCUAAGUGAAGUGCAGUCAAAAGUUCAAAAGGCAAAAGAAAGCUUCGAGGAAACAAAAGAAUAUUAUGUGCAGCUCAAAGAUAAAAUGCUGAUAAAUCAUUUGAAAAAUGCAGUAUUUCAAACGGGUAAAAAUGACAGUGAUAAUGAAAAUCCGACGCCUCGAACCGUUUCUAGCAUAAAACAAGGCUAUAUUUUUGCUCAUGAAAAAAGUAAAAUCCCAAAAACAAUUAGUAGAGAUGUUUUGUCAAAUCGAUGGACUAUGUAUUAUUGUGUAUAUCAAAAGGAAACACGAAUAUUCACAAUGAUUCCAGUAAAUAACACAGCAAGAACGGAUAUGAAAGGUGCGCUUGGACAAUCUGUUUCUUUUAAACUGAAGACAUGCACUCGAAGGGCCUCAGACAGUAUUGAUAAGAGGUUUUGCUUUGAUGUCUUAGCAAUGGAUCGUACCGAGCAAAUGACGCUACAAGCAUUAUCGGAAGAAGAUCGUCGACAAUGGCUUGAUGCUAUGGAUGGAAGAGAGCCCAUAUACUCACCUGGAACAGGACCAACAUCAAAUUGCCUCGGAAACUUUACCCAUUCUUCGGGUAUUACUAAUCGUCUUGAUCGUACCUCAACAACUUACAAUUUAACCCAAGGUUUGAGAGCUGUAUAUUGUGGUAGUGCAUUUUUGCCGGCAUUUGUAUUGGAUGAAUGCCAUGCAGUUUUGGAUGAUAGUGGUUUCGAUUUUGUACGAAAAUGUAUAGAAGCAAUCGAAGAAAAAGGGAUAUGUGAGCAAGGAUUAUAUCGAAAUUGUGGUGUUACAUCUAAAGUGCAAAAGUUACUGCAAAUUGGAUUAGACAAACGACGUUCCAUAUAUGACAAACUUAGCUUUACAGAUGAUGAAUGGGAAAUUAAAACAUUGUCAAGCGCUCUUAAAACUUUUUUAAGGAAUUUGCCAGAACCACUUAUGACGUUUGACUUACAUCAUCACUUUAUUAAUGCCGCCAAAAUGGAUUCCAAAACACGUGUUUCCUAUAUUCACUAUUUUGUCUAUAAAUUACCGCAAAUACAUUUCGAGAUGUUGCAAAUUAUUAUUGAACAUCUUAAGAAAGUGGCAAAUCGUUCCAGUGAAAAUCUGAUGACAGUAGGUAAUCUUGCUGUUUGUUUUGGGCCAACAUUAUUAAGGCCAAAAGAGGAAACAAUGGCAGCUAUUAUGGAUAUUAAAUUUUGUAAUGUAGUUGUCGAAGUGCUCAUUGCAAAUUAUGAUCUCAUAUUUAAAAAUAAACCAAAAGAAAUUGAUAAUAUUCCUUGUCCAGCAAGGUCCAACGAUCAGGAGGAGUUCAUAAGUGAAAGCUCUUCUUUUGGUGAAACUGGUACUGGUCCUUCUAUUGCUUUCUCAAAACAGCAAAUUGUAUCAAUUUCUCAAGAAGAAAAGCGAUCGCAAGCAGAAGGUACAUCAAUUUCCAGUAAGCGUCCACAAACAAUUGCCAGUUCAAGUAAAUGUCAACGUCCUCCUCCUAUUUACGAUAGAGUGCCAUAUUGUUACACUGACAGUAAUGAUGAUUUAAACAUGAGUUCAUCGAAUCGUUCAAUGCAUACAGCAGCAUACAAUAAGCCGAGCACUUCUGCUGGAACAUCACCUGUCACACCGAUAGCUAAGAAUAGUUUGACAUGUUCAUCUUCUGCACUUACACAAAAUACCACAAAGUGUCAAAUGAGACAGCCUUUACGUGGACAAUCUACUGCUCAUCUCCGAGGUGCCACAGAACACGAACGUCGAACAUCAGUUGGGAAAAAAUGUGCGGAAAGUUGGGAAUCAUUGAAUUCAGCAAGUACUGGUUCGGAUCCAUUACCAAAUGAACGGUUCCGUCAUCAUUAUCCUAAAAUUGCUCAGGAACGGCAUACUACCACCUCCAGAGCUAAAUUGAACACAUCGUACGCUCCAGCAUAUAAUCCAUUUUCUUCUGAAUCUGGACGUCGUAAAAUAUCACCUUUGCCUGUGUCAAAAUAUCAGCAACAUCGUUGUUUUGAUUUAUCGCGACAGUCCAAAAAUGUCAAUUUGCCAGACGGCGAUGAUGUCACGGAUGAUGUUAAUGUUUGCGGUGAUACCCCUACUGUUACCGAGGUGCUUAUCAGUGAUCUCAGGGUUUCACCAUUGUUCACGUGUACUCAUACUUUGGGAGCACUUCAACCAAGUCGGCGAGUGAAAACACUUUAUGCAUGUACAGCAGGUCACAAUACUGAAUUGUCUUUUCAGCCUGGACAAAUUAUUACUAAUGUUUAUGAAUCAAAAGAAGAUGGUUGGCUGAUUGGAACUUUAAACGGAAAAACUGGUCUCAUUCCAGCGAAUUAUGUCGAACCACUCCCAUAA